AUGGAUAUGAGUAUCAAUUCAUUCAAAGGAUUGUUAAACAGAUCUCUAGUAAGAUCAACAGGGAUCCUUUGCACUUUGCAUAUUGCAGACUAUCCAGUUGGACUCGAGUCUCGAGUGUUAAAAAUUAAUUCUCUUCUAAGAGUUGAGUUGGACAAUGAAGUCAACAUGAUAGGAAUAUGUGGAAUUGGAGGAGUUGGGAAAACGAAAAUUGCACGUGCUGUGUAUAACUCAGUUGCUGAUAACUUUGAAGGUUCAUGCUUUCUCCAUGAUGUCAAAGAAAAUUCAAGUAAACUUGGCCUUGAACAAAUGCAAGAGAGAAUGCUUUCAAAAAUUAUAGGGCAGGAUAUCAAGCUGGUGUAUGUUAACGAAGGAAUUGCUGUAACAAAACGAAGACUCACUCAAAAGAAAGUUCUUUUGAUUCUUGAUAAUGUUGAUAAACGAGAGCAAUUGGAAAAACUCGCAGGUGAUUGUUAUUGGUUUGGUUCUGGCAGUAGGAUUAUUAUUACAACAAGGGAUAGGCAAUUACUUAAAAGGCAUGGUGUUGAAACAAUAUAUGACGUGAGGGAAUUCAAUGAGGAAGAAUCUCUUGAAUUGUUAAGCUGGAAUGCCUUUAAAAGUUGUAACGUUCAUCCAAGUUACAGGGAAGUUGUGAGUUGUGCAAUACAGUGUGCCCAAGGCCUUCCAUUAGUUCUCGAAGUAAUAGGUUCUCACUUGUUUGGUAAGUGUAUAAAUGAUUGGAAAUCUGCAUUAGAUGUCUAUAAAAGAAUUCCAAACAAAGAAAUUCAACAAAUACUGCAAGUAAGCUAUAAUAGCUUGCAAGAGGGAGAGCAGGAAACUUUACUUGAUAUUGCUUGUUUUUUCAAAGGGAAAGAGUUGGAAAAUGUCAAAGAUAUGGUGGAACUUGCUCAUGGUUUCGAUCCAAAUUAUUGUAUUGAAGUGUUGAAAGACAAAUGCCUUGUAAAGAUUGAAAAUGGUUGUAUUAAAAUGCAUGACUUGAUACAAGCCAUGGGAAGAGAAAUCAUUCGUCAUGAAUCACCGAGAGAGCCGGGAAAACGAAGUAGAUUAUGGUCCCAUGAAGAUAUUAUUCAUGUUCUGCAAAAAAAUACGGGUACAGAAAAAAUUGUUGUUAUAAUUCAGGAGCAUCAGUGUGGAAAUAUGAAAAUAAAUUGGGACAGAGUGGCUUUCAGAAGGAUGACAAAUCUAAAAAUACUUUUUCUCAAGGAGGCCUGGUUUUUAAAUGGUCCUCUGAAUCUUCCAGAUUGUUUAACGGUGUUGCAGUGGUGGGGAUAUCCGGCAUCUUGUUUACCAACUAAUUUUGAUCCUUCAAACCUCGCUGUGCUUGACUUGCAAGGAGGUUGCUUACGGUCUUUGGAACCUAAAAUAAAAUGGGAGAAUAUGACAACUUUGAAUCUUAGAAAAUGUCAAUUUAUAAGCCAGAUUCCUGAUGGAUCUGGCUUCCCAAACUUAGUUGAACUAAACCUGGAAGGUUGUUACAAUUUAAUUGAAAUUCCUGAUUCAAUGGGAUUUUUGGAGAAACUUGAAAUCUUUAAUGUUAGAUACUGUACAAAGCUCAGGGUUUUUCCUCGUGCAAUCAAGAUGCCCAAUCUUCUACACCUCGGACUUGAAGGCUGUAUAAAUCUUGAGAAAUUUCCAGAGAUAUUAGAAAAGAUGCAAUAUAUAGAAAAUCUUGAUUUGAGUGAUAGAAACUUAGAAUUGCCAUUUUCAAUUUGCAACAUAACUGGGCUUCGAAAUUUGAAUAUGAGAGGAUGUGGAAGAGUUAUUCUGCUACCAAGUAACCUUGCUAUGUUACAAAGACUAGAAGGGACAUCUAAUGAAGACCGUAGAGAAGGCCAAGAAGAAGGAAGCUUCCUGUUGUGUCCUAAUGUGGAGGUGAUUAGGCUUCCUGGGUGCGAUAUAUCAGAUGCAUUCCUUCCUAUAUGUCUUACUUGGUUCUCCAAUGUGAAAUGCUUAAACCUUUCUGUUAAUGGUUUUUCAAUCAUCCCGGCGUGCAUUAAAGACUGUUGUUUCUUGGAGAAGCGUUAUGUUGAUCCUUCCAAACAUCUGAGAGAAAUAAAUGGGAUUCCCCCAAAAUUAGAAGAAUUAUGGGCACGAGAUUGCUUAUGGAGAAGAACAUCACUGAGCCAGGAAUUACAAGAGGGUAGUGACAAACCUUUUUUCGUGCCUGGAUCAGCAAUUUUUGAAUGGAUUCACCAUAGCAGCAGGGGACCGUCCAUAUCUUUCUGGUUUCGCGGCAGAGCGCCAAUGAUCUCUCUCUGUUUUGUUAGAAAACAAAUGGUACUUGAUGUUUUAAGUGCUGAGGUAAAUGUUAAUGGUAGGAUAACAUUGUUCAAUGAAGGCGAUAUGAUGAAGGACACUAUGAUAAUCUAUUGUUCAAUGUCAUCUCAUUAUAUGUUAAUGAGUUGGGAUAUUAAGAUCACUGAUGAAAUAGGCCCUCUGCUUCUUAGUGGGUGGAAUCAUGUUAAGAUUUGUAUAUAUGAAGAUGUGUGGAGGCAUUUGAAAGAGAUGGGAAUCCAUGUAAAGGAAGAAGAUGGAAGAAUGGAGGAUAUCCGAUUCACAAAUCCUUAUAAAAGGACAAAAGUUGAAGUUUCGCAGUGGCAACUUGAUUAAAGUGGAAAUGACACCACAACUCAAGAAGGUGUUUUUUUU
Neltuma alba is the source of this 2667-nucleotide messenger RNA. RefSeq names its product TMV resistance protein N-like. The transcript has 4 exons. Bases 1 to 2628 code for a protein of 875 amino acids. Gene Ontology annotation, biological process: defense response. Gene Ontology annotation, molecular function: ADP binding. NCBI's taxonomy places the organism in Eukaryota, Viridiplantae, Streptophyta, Magnoliopsida, Fabales, Fabaceae. The record is from RefSeq and is a predicted model, not a curated record.